Messenger RNA from Ornithorhynchus anatinus (platypus), 956 nucleotides. RefSeq names its product RWD domain containing 1 (gene RWDD1). The record is from RefSeq and is a predicted model, not a curated record. Gene Ontology annotation, molecular function: protein binding. Gene Ontology annotation, biological process: cytoplasmic translation. Lineage: Eukaryota; Metazoa; Chordata; Mammalia; Monotremata; Ornithorhynchidae. The transcript is spliced from 7 exons. The coding region runs from base 36 to 758 and encodes 240 amino acids.
GGCGGGGCGCAUGCGCGGGAGGGGGCGCCAGCACCAUGACCGACUACAGCGAGGAGCAGCGCAACGAGCUGGAGGCCUUGCAGUCCAUUUACCCAGACUCCUUCACAGUGCUGUCUGAAAACCCAACCAGCUUUACCAUCACUGUGACCUCUGAGGCAGGAGAGAACGAUGAAACUGUGCAGACAGCCCUUAAGUUUACCUAUGGAGAAAAGUAUCCAGAUGAGCCUCCUCAUUAUGAGAUAUUCUCCCAGGAGAACCUUGAAGAUAAUGACAUCUCAGACAUCUUGAAAUUACUGGAACUCCAGGCUGAAGAAAAUCUGGGCAUGGUGAUGAUCUUCACAUUGGUGUCCGCAGUCCAGGAGAAGUUGAAUGAGAUAGUUGAUCAGAUAAAAAACAGACGAGAAGAAGAAUUGAAACAGAAAGAAAAAGAGGCAGAAGAAGCAGAAAAGCAAUGUUUCCAUGGCACCCCCGUCACGAUUGAGAACUUCCUCAGCUGGAAGGCGAAGUUUGAUGCAGAGCUUUUGGAGAUAAAGAGGAAAAGGAUGAAGGAGGAAGAGCAAGCUGGAAAAAAUAAACUGAGCGGAAAGCAGUUGUUCGAAACAGAUCAUAACCUAGAUACUUCUGACAUCCAGUUCCUAGAGGAAGCCGGCAACAGUGUGGAGGUGGACGAGUCCCUGUUCCAGGAAAUGGAUGACCUAGAGCUGGAGGACGAGGAUGAUGACCCGGACUAUAACCCCGUUGAUUUGGGGAGUGACUAGACCCUCCGGCUCGAGAGGCCGGGGUCCCUCUCCACCCCUGAGAGGUUGGGAGCGCCACAGCAUCUGUGGCUUGGUCUGGAAAUGGUUCCAUUCUCUGUUCUCUGUCUUUUUUUCUAAGAAAAAAAGAAUAAUUAAUUUCAGGAGUAGGUUCUUCUGGCUCAUCGUCGUGCUCAAUAAAAUGACUUUGGGGUCUCAACU